Chenopodium quinoa (quinoa) is the source of this 630-nucleotide messenger RNA. RefSeq lists its product as uncharacterized. The transcript has a single exon. The coding region runs from base 1 to 630 and encodes 209 amino acids. The record is from RefSeq and is a predicted model, not a curated record. NCBI's taxonomy places the organism in Eukaryota, Viridiplantae, Streptophyta, Magnoliopsida, Caryophyllales, Amaranthaceae.
AUGGCGCCUUAUGAAGCGUUGUAUGGGAGAAAAUGUAGGAGUCCCUUAUGUUGGAGCGAUAUCACUGAGUCUUUAACAUUGGGGCCAAAAAUGAUCGAAGAAACAACAAAGCAAGUUAGGCUUAUCCAGGCAAACAUGAAGGCAGCUCAGGAUCGAAAAAAGUCAUAUGCAGACCAGAAUAGGAGAAUAGUGGAAUUUAAAGUCGGGGAAAAGGCUUUACUUAAGGUUUCACCUACCAAGGGAGUCAUGCAGUUUGGUAGAAAAGGGAAGUUGAGUCCUAGAUACAUUGGCCCGUAUGAAGUAUUGAAGAGAGUUGGAGAGGUAGCAUAUCAACUAGCCUUACCCAUGGAGUUAGCCAAUGUUCACAAUGUUUUUCAUGUUUCCCAACUCCGAAAGUAUGUUCAUGACCCUACCCAUGUUAUCCAACCCGAGACUAUUGAGCUAGAUGAGACCUUAACUUUCGAAGAACACUCUGUGAAAAUUCUCGACACCAAAACGAGAAGUACUCGAAAUAAGGCGGUAAAGUUAGUUAAAGUCCUAUGGUCUAAUCAGAAUUUUGAAGAAGCAACUUGGGAAGCUGAACAUGACAUGAAAAAGCGCUACCUAGAACUUUUUGAGCAGGUACGCUGA